This is a messenger RNA of Danaus chrysippus (African queen), 3180 nucleotides long. The record is from the annotation of a GenBank genome assembly. NCBI's taxonomy places the organism in Eukaryota, Metazoa, Arthropoda, Insecta, Lepidoptera, Nymphalidae.
AUGGAUCAGGAAGACGAAUUCAAGCCUCAGUUUAAGAUAGAUCCCGAUGAUUUACCAAAAAUACACAAAAAAUGCAACCACAACCGUCCACACACCAGGGUACGUACCCUCGCGGCUCGAACCCAAUCGAUACCACCCCGUCACCAGGGAGAUUUGAUAGAUGAUAUUUCUAUCGACAGUCCACAUGCAUCACCAGAGAAAACAAAUCCGUCUACGUCAGGGGUUCAAACAUUAGAGAGAGACAGCAUGAGAAGACAUGACGAUGAAACCCACAACGGGAAAGAGAAGGAGAAUGAAGGGUCUAUAUCAGAUUGGGUCUCCGGUGGACCGAUCGGGUCUAAAGGAGCGGUGCUCGUGUUCAGAUCCUGUGUCCUCGCGACAAGAACGCCAUCUGUUGAGUCCACAACUAAAACAGUCGGCAAUAACACCGGCACAACGAUACUACUAAACAAAGCGAAGAAUAUGGCUAGAAGAUUGGUAGCAGAACCCCACGCGUUCAGCGUCCGGCCGAAGAACAUAAUGCACGACGUGAUGGAAACAUUUGGUAAUACCAACAAAUACACAGGACAGGCGUUCGUAGUGAGGCAUGUGAGUGAAGCUGAGGUGCCAGAGACUAUGUCCGUGGACGACCAGGGCCACGAGCGAACGGAACACAAGAGAGAUAUAGACGACGUGCUCAAUGAUUUGAAUAAAAUUACGCUUAAGAAGAAUCUCAAUAUAGAAAAUACAACGGCCAAUAUAAAACCACCCGACGAACCUAUGUCUGUUAAUAAGGAUAAAGAAGAUAAGAAAGGCAAGAAGAGUAAAGGCAAGAACAAACGUAAGAACACGCACAACCAAAGAACAUUGUCACCGGCGUUGGACAGCGAUGACUCCGAACACAUGCUUGUUAAAGAAGUAGACAGUGUUAAGGUCUUAGAUAGUAAUAAUAUGCCAGCAAGGAUGCUCAAGAUUACAUACAGACUGGUCAACACGGAGACCAAGCUGUUACAUAGACUUCUACAAGCUCACGGUCUGCAAGAAGCAUCCUCUGAAGCGAAGGAUUUCAAUCUGAUGUGGGCGGGGCUUCAUCCCAAACCUGAUGUGUUGAGGUCGCUCACACCCUACCAACGUGUCAAUCAUUUCCCUAGGUCCUACGAACUAACUAGAAAAGACAAACUGUUUAAGAACAUAGAAAAGAUGCAGUACUUCCGUGGUCUGAAACACUUUGACUUCAUCCCCACCACUUUUCUAAUGCCCAACGAGUAUAAAGAGCUGUGCACCACACACUACAGAACCAAAGGACCUUGGAUAGUCAAACCUGCCGCGUCGAGUAGAGGGCGGGGCAUUUAUAUUGUUAAUACGCCUGAACAAAUACCAAAGGGUGAAAAUGUAGUAGUAGCCAAAUAUAUAGACAAGCCACUCCUAAUCGGUGGUCAUAAGUGCGAUCUCAGACUGUAUGUAUGCGUCACAUCUAUUGACCCGUUACUGAUAUAUCUAUACGAGGAGGGGUUGGUGAGAUUCGCGACCGUCAAAUACGAUAAGACGAACAAAAACCUGUGGAACCCGUGCAUGCAUCUGUGUAACUACAGCAUUAAUAAAUAUCACACAGAUUAUAUCAAGUGUGACGAUCCGAAUGCUGGCAACAUUGGUCAUAAGUGGACAUUAUCAGCUUUAUUGCGACAUUUGAGGAAGCAAGGUCGGAAUACUUCAGCGUUGAUGGCAGCCAUUGAAGAUUUAGUCGUGAAGUCUAUAUUAUCAUCAGCGCAAACCAUCACAGCGGCUGCUAGAGUGUUCGUUCCCAGCCUUUUCAAUUGCUUCGAACUGUUCGGAUACGACAUCCUCGUGGACGACAUGCUGAAGCCCUGGCUGUUGGAGAUAAACCUAUCACCGAGCCUCGCGUGUGAGAGUCCUUUGGAUGCGAGAGUGAAGUCAGCUUUACUGGCGGAUACACUUACGCUGGUUGGUUUACCAGCUGUUCCUGGCAACAGACAAGAACAACUUGGACCUCAAGCGACCUCCUUGAAGAUGAGGAUCGGAGCCUGUCGCCGCGUGCAUUCCGCCGAGAACGCAUGCGUGAGGAACAAGAGUGGGGGCGCGGGCGCGGGCGCGGGGCCUCUGGGGAGCCUGCUGACGGGCGAGGAGCUGAGGAUAGUGCGCGCGGUGAGGGCGCAGUACGCGAGGAGGGGGGGCUUCGUGAGGAUCUUCCCCUCACAGAACAGCUGGCAGAAAUACUCGCAGUAUUUGGACCCAGUGACCGGCAUCCCCGUCUGUUCGACGUCUCUGAACAACAACACUCCCUACACCGUCAUACAUAACUACAACCUGCUGGUUCACUCGCACGUGCUGCCUCACUUCCAACACGCGACCGUCGCUACCAGCCUUACUGACACGCCAGAGAGAUUGAAGCGCUAUGAAGCAGCCUGUAUAGCGGGUGCUGCGCCCCCCGUGCAGCUGUCCGAGCCGGCGACCCCCGCGCCCAGAGACGCGAGGAGGGCGAAGGAUCUGGUCAAGAGACAACUGGCUGAGGGAAUGACGCUCACUCGAGGCGAGGUCCGUCGCGCGUUCGGCAUGUACCUGACGCACGUGUUAAAGCGCAUCUCGUCCCCGUGCACGGAGCAGGGCGCACAGCACGCGGCGCUGGUGCUGCGCUUCCUGCGGCGAGCGUCCGCCUCGCUCCGCAUGCCUUAUAAUGUAAAGAUGUGUGACAAGGACCGGUGUGCGGUGAUCGCUAAACAACUGAACGACUUCCUGUACAUGUACUACAGAGAGACGGACCUCUACACCGACAGCGAGGACAAGGCGGGCUGCGUCUCUAACAUACACUUCGCGCAGUUCCUAUACUCCGCCAGCGAGGCGGACCUCGAGGACGUGUUGUUACUGCUGCUACGUAUGGAGAACUACGUGGCCACGUUCCUUGGAGACGGAAGGUCGAGCACCUUCUGUGUGGACGUACCGCCUUCAAGAAGACCGCUCGACCCGCCCAGACACACGCUACUGAGACACCUCGCCGCACUAGCUCACGUCAACUGUAGGAAGUAUAGACCGGAAACUGAAACUUCCAGUCGUUCGGAAGCGGAAGAGCCGUCAUCAACGGACUCGGUGCCUCCUCCGCCCUUCACCAGCUCCGACGUGAUGCUGAAGGAUUCGCUUAAAGAAGAGAAACCGCACAACCUAGCGCUGAAGUAUGCGAGGUCAUAG